AUGUUCUUCAUACUCUUUCUUGCGGCGUGCAUAAAUGGUGCUUUAUCUGAAAAUCCAACACACGGCGCAAGUGCUUCGAGUUUGGAACACAUAUUGUUUGCGAACAAUGACUAUGAGACUGGAAAUCCCAGAAUGGGGCUAAAUGAACUCAAAACCGUAGAGCCAAAGAAACAAAGAGGAAGUUCCACAACACUGUGGUUGGAAGGAGUGAAUUUUUAUUUCGACAGCAGAUUCACAAACAAAAUGAGGUAUCGGUUUUGGAUGGCAGUAAAAGCCUGGGAGAAGGACACGUGCAUUAAGUUCUCACGGAGUAGAUAUGCAAAAGACAGGAUACAUGUGUUAGAAACCAAACAAGGCUGCUCGUCCUCUGUAGGCAGAAAGGGAGGAGUACAAACUAUAACUAUUGACCGGAAGUGCGCCCACUUUGGGGGUUUUGCUCACGAAAUUGGGCACGCAUUGGGCUUCCAGCAUACCCAUCGCAGAAAUGAUCGUGACAGUUACAUCGCUAUAAACUGGGAGAAUGUCAUGGAGCAAUUCAAGGAUCGUUAUCAAGAUAUGUCAACGAGCGCGGAUAAGGACACAUAUAUAAAACAGUAUAAAGGGCAAUUCGAAAAGUUGCCUGCAAAUGAAAGCCUUGACAUCGGAUCUCCUUAUGACUACGGAAGUAUCAUGCAUUACCCUUCCCCAUCCAAGAACCCAACAAUGAUUCCAACGGACAUCAGAUACCAGAGGACUAUGGGUUCACCUUUCAUAUCGUUCUUUGAUCUGUACACGAUAAAUGAGCUUUACAAUUGUACAGAAAAGUGUAGAUCGGAGGCGUCGGCGAAAUGUGCUGUAGGAGGAUUUCCCCAUCCGCGUAACUGCAGCAAAUGCAUAUGUCCCAGUGGCUAUGGAGGCGAUCUUUGUGAAGAUAAGCCUGGCAAAUGCGGUAGUAUACUGGAUGCAUCCAAAGACUGGCAAGAAUUCCACCACGUACAAAAAGGAAAAGAAGAGCUUGAGAACGGAUAUCACAUGUGCACAUAUUGGAUCAAGGCUCCCAGUGAAAAAGUGAUCGAGAUCAGUGUUAACCAAAUCGACGCGACGUCUUCGGAAGGUUGCGUUAAAGCUGGAGUAGAAAUCAAGGCUAAUCAAGACCAACGAUAUACUGGUUACAGGUUCUGUGAUGGAGAGGACAGAGGAACAAACCUUAGAUCACAUACGAAUCUCGUUCCCAUAAUCUACUACGAUUCCGAAUAUUCAUUUAUUGUUACAUCGCUAAAGUAUCGCUACGUUGACGCAGAACAAAAAUCUGUCUGGGAUCGCUUUAAACAAUGGGUUAAAAACAUUUUCAGGAGGGGAAAACAUUAG
Molecule: messenger RNA, 1347 nt
Organism: Necator americanus (New World hookworm)
Lineage: Eukaryota; Metazoa; Nematoda; Chromadorea; Rhabditida; Ancylostomatidae
Exons: 12
Coding region: 1-1347 (448 amino acids)
Biological process (GO): molting cycle, collagen and cuticulin-based cuticle; proteolysis
Molecular function (GO): zinc ion binding; metalloendopeptidase activity
Source: RefSeq, a predicted model, not a curated record